Molecule: messenger RNA, 4637 nt
Organism: Dufourea novaeangliae
Lineage: Eukaryota; Metazoa; Arthropoda; Insecta; Hymenoptera; Halictidae
Product: intron-binding protein aquarius
Biological process (GO): mRNA splicing, via spliceosome
Cellular component (GO): catalytic step 2 spliceosome
Molecular function (GO): helicase activity; mRNA binding
Source: RefSeq, a predicted model, not a curated record
AUGAUAUAAGAUAAUUCUAAAUAUAUUUUUACGCGAGUACGUAGUUGGAACGAAUUGUUAGUUGUAUGUGUAUCGUCUCGUCUAAUACUUAACCUUAAUAAUUAUUUCGUUCGAAUUAAGUUAGGUUAUGUAGUGAAUAUUGAGAGAUUCGUGAAAGAUACCAUGGAAAAUCAAAACGGCACGGCUGUUAAAAGCAAUAAUCCUGCUCCGACGGUUGAGCAGAUAAAUGCUGAUCGAAUAACUCAGCUUGCAAACAAGUACUGGGCACCGCAUACGACGGACUCGCAUCUUCCUUUCAAUCCUCAAAUAGUAGAAGACAUUUAUGUUCAAGAAAUAUGUGCAUCAAAAUUUUCUAUUCGAAGAAUCAUGAUGUUAGAAUUCAGUCAAUAUCUAGAGAACUUUUUAUGGCCUAACUAUAGUGCAACAAAUGCAACUCGUGCUCACACUAUGUCCAUUGUUGUUAUGGUCAAUGAGAAGUUUCGUGAACGUGUUCAAGUUUGGGAAGCAUUUGAGAAGAGCCCCGAACACUUUCCUGAAUUCUUUCAAAAAGUUCUGGAAGCUUGCCUGGAAGCUGGUAUAAUGGAUUUCGACUUGAAAGAGCAGACAGCACUGAUUGUAUUUUUGAAUCAUUGUUUCAAUUCUAUGGAGGUGUUGUUGGUUAGAGAAGAAGUGAAGAGAUUAGUUUCACUGUCUAUGUGGAUUUCGCUGCAACAAGGACGUAGGGAAUCGGAAUUUAGAAAAUAUCCAAAGUGGCGGAAGUAUUGGAAAAUUUUAAGAAAGAAAGACAGUCCAGAUCUAAAGGAGAAACUGGAAUGGGAAAGAAAGUUCCUACACAAGUUAAUGAUCAAGUUUAUGACAAUUUUGGAAACAAUUUUGGAAGAAGGACCACUUUUGCCUGACAAAGUACGAUACUGUGAAAGAUUCCUUGAAUUGGUAAUAGAUCUAGAAGCUCUGUUACCAACUAGACGUUUCUUCAACACUGUUAUGGAUGAUUGUCAUCUGGUUGUACGAUGUCAGUUAUCUAAUUUGUUACACCGUUCUGAAGGUGGAUUAUUUGGACAGCUACUGGAGAUGCUGAAGUUCUACGCGAGGUUCGAGAUUAACGAGGAAACCGGCGAUCCACUCACGGAUCACGAUAUGACGCAGUUGCAUUACACAAAGAUCACUUCUCUGCAGAAAGCGGUCUUCGCAAAGUUCCCGGAUCUGAGAAGUUUCGCUCUGACGAACGUGGCGAGCGUCGACACCAGGGAUGCCCUUUACAAACACUUUGGCCCACUGAGUCAAGAAAAAUUAAGAUCGAUCGCAAGUUAUUUGAACCUGGUACCAUCAGAGUACGAGAAAGAAGAAAAUUGGUACCGAUAUGACAUUGACUUCCUUCAAGAGCUUCUGAUCUCUCGCCAUGAACGCAGAGCCUCCCAACUGGAAGAACUAAACGAGAUGCCUUUGUAUCCCACAGAAGAAAUCAUUUGGAACGAAAGUAUAGUCCCGACGGAAUACUUCUCUGGAGAAGGAUGUCUGGCUCUGCCGAAACUAAAUUUACAGUUCCUCACUUUACACGAUUAUCUGUUGCGGAAUUUCAAUUUGUUCCGCUUGGAGUCAACUUAUGAGAUACGGCAGGACAUCGAGGACGCCGUAAGCAGAUUAAGUCCUUGGCGAGCCGAGGAUGGCGGUGUAUAUUUUGGAGGCUGGGCCAGAAUGGCACAACCAAUCACUCAGUUCGCUGUGGUCGAAGUAGCGAAGCCGAAUAUCGGCGAAAAAAGACCGUCAAGGGUACGUGCUGACGUCACGAUAAACCUGAGUGUCCGGAAAGAAAUAAAAUCUGAAUGGGAGAACCUUCGGAAGCACGAUGUCUGUUUUCUGAUCACUGUUAAACCGCAGAACCCAAUUGGUACGAAAUAUAGUCACAAAUUACCAUUUGUUCCACAAGUUGGUCUGACCACCGUCAGAGGAUGCGAGGUUGAAGGUAUGCUAGACUCGAACGGCAGAGUGAUCGAGGAUGGGCCUGAACCACGGCCUAUUUUACCCGGUGAUACUAGAACGUAUCGUGUCUGGCUGGAUUCUAAUCAGUAUCGAAUCGACAUGGACAACGCUAGUCACGGUGGCGAGGAUGUGUACGAAGGGUUUAAUAUUAUAAUGAGGCGUAAGCCAAAAGAGAAUAACUUUAAGGCAGUCCUCGAAACUAUAAGAGAGCUUAUGAAUACAGAGUGCGUUGUUCCCGAUUGGCUUCACGAUAUAAUUCUUGGAUACGGUGAUCCUGGCGCGGCUCGUUACUCCAGAAUGCCAAAUGAAAUUGCAACGAUGGAUUUCAACGACACAUUUCUUGAUAUAGAUCAUUUGCGAGCCAGUUUUCCUAACUACGAAAUCAAGCUUUCCACCGACGAUGAAAAGAAGCUGGUUAGACCAUUUCGUUUAACGUUUCAAGAUGUCCUUGCUAAACAGAGUAGCGAACCAAUAAAACGGACCAUCUUAGUUGAGCCCCAUGUACCGCCUAGCCGGGGCCCUUACAAGGCUAACGAACCUAAAAAAAAUCAAAUCCCGUUCACACCAACGCAAGUCGAGGCCAUCAGAGCUGGUAUGCAACCAGGAUUGACGCUUGUCGUGGGUCCUCCUGGUACUGGUAAAACGGACGUCGCUGUGCAGAUUAUUUCGAAUCUUUAUCAUAACUUUCCCAAUCAGAGAACGCUUAUAGUUACACAUUCCAAUCAAGCGUUGAAUCAACUUUUUGAAAAGAUCAUGGCACUCGAUAUCGAUGAGAGGCAUCUGCUCCGUCUUGGUCACGGAGAGGAAGCAUUAGAAACGGAAAAAGAUUUCAGCAGAUACGGCAGAGUCAACUAUGUCUUGGCUAAACGCUUGGAUCUCCUAAUGGAAGUUCAGAGGCUACAGGAAUCUUUGAAUGUGAAAGGUGACGUAGCAUACACUUGCGAAACAGCGGGACACUUUUUCAUGUAUCAAAUUUUGGCAAGAUGGGAACGCUUUGAAUCCAGAAUCAAGCAAAGGCAAGGAACAGGGAACAGUUCACCCCCUGUCCACAUAAUCGACGAAGAGUUUCCGUUCCAUAAAUUUUUCGAUAAUGCACCGCAACCGUUAUUUAAGCGUAAUACAUUUCCGGAGGAUCUAGAAAUCGCACGCAGUUGUUUCAGGUAUAUAGAAAGAAUCUUUGCACAAUUAGAGGAAUUUAGAGCUUUCGAAUUGCUGCGAUCUGGUUUAGAUAGAUCGAAAUAUUUAUUGGUCAAAGAAGCAAAAGUGAUUGCUAUGACCUGUACACAUGCUGCUUUAAAGAGACGCGAGCUAGUCGACAUGGGCUUUAAAUAUGACAAUAUUCUCAUGGAAGAAUCUGCACAAAUCUUAGAAAUAGAAACCUUCAUACCGUUGUUACUGCAGAAUCCACAAGAUGGAUACAAUCGAUUGAAACGUUGGAUAAUGAUCGGAGAUCACCAUCAGUUACCUCCAGUCAUAAAAAACAUGGCUUUUCAGAAAUAUUCCAACAUGGAACAGUCUCUUUUCGCAAGGUUUGUUAGGUUGGGUGUGCCCACGGUUGACCUCGACGGCCAAGGUCGUGCAAGGCCUAGUAUUUGUAACCUCUACAACUGGCGAUACAAAAAGCUGGGCAAUCUCACCCACGUGGAAAACAGUCCAGAGUAUUUGGUGGCAAAUGCUGGAUUCUUGUACGACUUUCAACUCAUCAACGUCGAGGACUUUAACGGUGUCGGCGAAAGCGAGCCCAGUGCGUACUUUUAUCAAAAUCUUGCCGAGGCUGAAUACUGCGUCGCUGUGUUUAUGUACAUGCGACUCCUUGGUUAUCCAGCCGAUAAGAUUAGUAUAUUGACCACUUAUAAUGGGCAGAAACACUUGAUAAGAGAUGUGAUAAAUAUAAGAUGUGCCAGUAAUCCCUUAAUAGGUCGGCCAAAUAAAGUAACGACGGUUGACAAAUAUCAGGGUCAGCAGAACGAUUACAUCUUACUGUCUCUUGUAAAAACUCGUGCUGUCGGUCACCUGCGUGAUGCGCGUCGUUUAGUGGUAGCAAUGUCAAGAGCACGUCUUGGUCUUUAUGUUUUCGCAAGAGUAGCUCUUUUCAAGAAUUGUUUCGAAUUAACGCCCGCAUUCGAUCAACUGAUGCAAAAACCAUUGAAACUGCAACUUCUGCCGCAAGAACAUUAUCCCACCGAAAGGCUCAACGAUGCUAUUCCGUCUAACCCCCCAAUGGAAAUCGAAGACAUGCCUCACAUGGCAAAAUUCGUCUACGAUUAUUACAUGGAGAAGGUCAGCGGUAUGAAGGAAUCACAAAAAAUGUGGCAAAAGCCGGGAACAAUGCGAACAUCCGGUAGUCCAACCCACAAAGUUCCUGCUCAUCCUGGAGCAGAUGACGAUACAGACGACGAAGAACUUAAUCAAAUGGACAGUGAGCAGCAAGAUGUCAAGGAUGAUGUCAAAGAAGACGGCAAACAAGACGCUAAGCAGGAUGCCAACCACGAUGCUAAACAAAAUGAUAAGCAAAAUGCUAAGCACGAUGAUAAGCACGAUGCUAAGCACGAUGAACCGAAAUUUGAGCUGAUCAAAAAUUUAGUCGAUGAGCCAGUUUCAGAAUCUGAAAAUACUGAUCGUUAAGGAUUAACUAAAUGUACAGAGGCGAAAUCAUU